This is a messenger RNA of Rhincodon typus (whale shark), 1879 nucleotides long. Its product is annotated as sentrin-specific protease 3-like. Lineage: Eukaryota; Metazoa; Chordata; Chondrichthyes; Orectolobiformes; Rhincodontidae. The record is from RefSeq and is a predicted model, not a curated record. Gene Ontology annotation, cellular component: nucleus. Gene Ontology annotation, molecular function: deSUMOylase activity. The transcript has 9 exons. Gene Ontology annotation, biological process: protein desumoylation. The coding region runs from base 4 to 1119 and encodes 371 amino acids.
GAUAUGUUGGGAGUAAAUGGUCACCCCCUGAGUGACCCGGAUGAAGUGCUCCCCUCGGACAGUGGCGUUGAAUGCCAGCGGGUGGUUGGAGAGGACGAUGGCAUCGUCAUCAGUCACGUGUGCAGCAUUGGCUCACAGAUGGUGGAGCAGCUGUUUGGCAGCGAGGAUGACAGCAGAGAGGGCAGCUCGGCGAGUCUUAGCAAGCACAAGUGCGAGUCCGACAGCCAAGCGGGCACCACUGGAGAAUCGGAGACAGACGGAGCUACCACAGGGCAGUGCAAGACCAGCGACCGAGCCAGUGCAAACCAUGUGUCGGCAAUGAGCAAUGAGCACAUAGCUUGCAUUCACGGGCUCCUGGAUGAGUAUAUCCAAACCUAUGGCAGUUUGAUACCCCUGAACACCGACGAUGUGAUUGAGAAGCUGCAGGGUGUUUUUGAAGAAGAUUUCUCGACUCCACACAGAAAGAACCUGAUUCAGAACGUGAUGCAGUCGUACCACCGAAUGAUUGGGAAUAAUGCUGUUCGAAAUUUUCGAGUCACAUACAAGAGGCAUGUGCUCACUAUGGAUGACCUCUCCACAUUGUAUGGCCAGAACUGGCUGAAUGACCAGGUUAUGAACAUGUAUGGAGACCUCGUUAUGGACACAGUCCCGGAUAAGGUUCACUUCUUCAACAGCUUUUUUUACGACAAACUGAGAACCAAGGGGUACGAUGGCGUGAAGAGGUGGACUAAAAAUGUUGACAUCUUUAACAAAGAUCUGCUCUUGAUUCCCAUUCACCUGGAGGUCCACUGGUCACUGAUCUCUGUCGAUGUGCGUGAGAAGACAAUAACAUACUUUGACUCCCAGCGAACCCUGAACAGGAGGUGCCCCAAGCAUAUUGGGAAGUACCUCCAGGCGGAAGCCAUCAAGAAGAACCGCCAGGACUUCUACGAUGACUGGAAAGGAUAUUUCAAAAUGAAUGUCGCAAGGCAAAACAAUGACAGUGACUGUGGAGCCUUCGUACUUCAGUUCUGUAAGUGUCUGGCUCUGGGACAACCAUUCAGCUUCACCCAGCAGGACAUGCCCAAGCUCCGGCGCCAGAUCUACAAGGAACUUUGCAACUGCAAGCUGACUGUGUAAAGAGCCUGCUCCCAGAAAUUGGCUGACACAAGCCUAACAUUGGGUGACUGACCAGAUAAAAUGCACCCUUUUGUGAACAUUACAAAGAUGGCACAAGAAGGCUUGAUUCAACAAUUCCAGUCUUCAAAUGUGUUGAAACAUGAAACGUUUUUUUUUCCUUUUUUAAACGAGCAAACUUUUUUUUCUAUGCCAUAUUUUUUCAAUUAUUUAAGUGUUGUUCAAGUUUGAAAUUCUGGUUAACUAUGUUGUAUUAUUAAACCAGGAUCACAGGACUAAAAGGCAGCAAUGGAUUCAUGUAAAGGCAUUGGGUAUUUAGCAUCUUUAAAGCUGUCCAUUAGCUGUCCUGUGAAUUAGGGGAGAAAGUGAUUAUGCAGGAUCGGUGACUCUCCAUGGGGACUGUCAGGUUUUAGUUCCGAGGCUUGCUUGUCUCUUGGGACUAUUUUCUGUGAGCUCUCAGUCAGCAGCCUAAGCCAAGUGGGUUGGUGCAGAGAAGUCUCUCAUUUUUGGAUGGCUAGGGGAGGGAGCAUGGUGCUGCCUGUUUUGUAUGGCUACACUGACAUUAUUGCCCCUGAUAGUCAAAGAAAGGUUGUGGCCUACUACUGUGUGGAGUGGCAUUAGGAGGAGAGUAGGCUGUCUUCGAUACCUGUGAAGCUUUCGAGUAAAAGAAGAGGUUGCGUCUAUUGAAAUUCAAUUAAAUUAACUUGAAAGUGAUGGUUAGUCACUGUCCAAAUCCUAUUAAAGACGUUGAUGUUUCGUUCUA